AACCCAUAUGGGGAAGGCAGAGGAGCUCCGGAGGGCUACAAGUGCCUGCUUGGGUUAUUGAAGGACUUCCAGCAAACGGCGGAGGACAGGAAAGCUCCAAGACUCCAAGACAUUGGGAGGGGGAGGAAUAAGAAGAAGAAGAGAUUCCAGGAGGAUGUCUUAGAUAUGAGGCUGCUUGGGAACAUCUGAAUAGCUCCCAUGGAGCUCCACCACCUUGCUAAGAAGAGAGGGCAGGCGGACCAGUGCAACAAUCUGGACUGGAGUUUGGGGGCUCCUUCCUGUGACCACCGGCAGGUUAGAGGAGAUGUAAAGUUGGCUGAAGUAGCAACCAGAGCUGCUCUCUGCUGCCAGAAGCACUGCAAAUCAACACAAAGACUUAUAGAGGACAAUGAGACCUGCCUCCCUCCUACCAUUGACUUCCUCCCUCAGAAAGAUAGCAUUGUUCAGACAGAUGGCCACCCAUCAGGAUCUCUCAAGUCAGAAAAGGAGCUAAUAACCACCGAAGAGAAGGCCUGCCACUGCUACGCCCAGGAACUUGAAACCUCCUUCACCUAUGUCGAUGAAAAUGUCAACCUGGAGCAUCAUAGCAACAGCCUUUCUCCAGCAAAGGAUGGCAACCAUCAAAGAGAUCCUGGCUGGGAGAACCCAAAUGAAUGGCCCCAUGAGGCUUCCAUGUCCCUUAUAUCUGAAGAAGAUGAUACAGGCUCUGAGGCCACUGCCUCGGGAAAGUCAACAGACUACGGCUUCAUCAGUGCCAUUUUGUUCUUGGUCACUGGUAUCUUGUUGGUGAUCAUUUCCUAUUUGGUCCCCAGGGAAGUGACUGUGGACCCCAACACCAUCGCAGCCCGGGAAAUGGAACGCUUGGAGAACGAGAGUGCCAGGAUUGGGGCUCACCUGGAUCGCUGUGUGAUAGCGGGCCUCUGCCUCCUGACUCUGGGUGGUGUGGUUCUGUCCUGCUUAUUGAUGAUGUCCAUGUGGAAGGGGGAGCUAUACAGGAGGAAUAGGUUCGCCUCUUCCAAAGAGUCUGCAAAACUCUAUGGUUCUUUCAAUUUCAGGAUGAAAGCUGGCACCAGUGAUAACGCACCAGAAUUGUCCUUAGUGGAAGAAGAUGUCCUCACUGCAGACAGUUAAUUGUGGCUGUGCAUUUCCUCUUUUAAAAAUGGCACAGAAGAGAUUCCUAUUACAUUGAACAACAUGAAGUAAGUGAUGGUCCACAGGUUGAGUGUCUGCCCUAGAAUUCCCUCAGAAAAAAAAAAAUCAAAACAAAAACCAAGCACCAUUUAUUAAAUACUGCUUAACACGUAAUGGGGAUUAUUUGCCUGACAAGACAAGCUUAUUUCUUAACCAAUACCCACUGAGUAUUUUCUUUGUGGAAAUGUGUUUUUCCAAAUGGGGGGGGUCAAUUAAAGAAACCCAGCUUUAUCAUUUAAAACAUUGAUAUGCAAAUUGAACAGUAAUGAACUAGUGAUGAGCAUCUAUUUCUACUUUCACUAUUGUAAGAUGAAACAUUUCAAAAAAAAAGAUUAUUACAUUUUUAUUUCCCUAAUAGUGAAUACUAUUGUUAUAUCCCUCAGGAUGCUUAUCUUCACUGCUUAUAUAUGUAGAUGAUUAAUAAUUUGCUCCAUAAUAAAGAUGAUGAGAAAUAACCAAGUAGAGAACAGUACAGUGCAAUGGACCAAAAAUUGUACUUGGAGUCUUGAAAUCCUGGGUUCAAAUCUUACCUUUGACACAAAGCUAUGUGACCCUGGGCAAAUCUCUCAAGCUCUCAGCUUCAGUUUCCUCAUCUGUAAAUCAGAGAUAAUAA
This is a messenger RNA of Dromiciops gliroides (monito del monte), 1804 nucleotides long. RefSeq names its product transmembrane protein 74 (gene TMEM74). Bases 199 to 1131 code for a protein of 310 amino acids. The record is from RefSeq and is a predicted model, not a curated record. Lineage: Eukaryota; Metazoa; Chordata; Mammalia; Microbiotheria; Microbiotheriidae. The transcript has 2 exons.